ACAGGAACAGGAAGUUCCUCGCGACCCCGAGACGGCGAAAUAAAAACAUCCUGUAGCGAUGCGAAGAUUUCGAGAAAUAAACAUACCACGCGCACGCGACGCACAACGUGGCGCGAAUCAAACGCGCCGUGUCUUACGUGUUUUUCGUCGAUUCGAGCUCGUUAUUUUUAUGGCCCACUUUCGGAUUUCGGUGACCCAAGAGCCCGUUUGCACGAAGGCGACUGAUCUUGACACGCAAGAAUGCAAUCUAUGCAAGAGAGCAUAUGUGCUAACGAUAUCGAGAGUCUGGAUACGGACACUGUCAUACCAGUUGAACUAUUCGAUUGCAAUGUCUCUUCUCAUUCGAGAACCCAAGAUGCCUCGACCAUGGUGGAACUUGGAAAACAGCUUCUACAUAACGCAAAAAAUGGAGACACUGAGACUGUUCGCGAGCUCAUGUGUAGAGGCGCACCGUUUACUACAGAUUGGCUUGGUACAAGUGCGCUUCACCUGGCUGCACAGAACAAUCAUAUAGAGACUGCUGAAGUUCUGCUUAGAGCAGGAAUAUCAAGGGAUGCUAGGACAAAGGUUGAUAGAACUCCAUUACAUAUGGCAGCAUACGAAGGCCAUCAUCAGAUGGUACAAUUGUUGCUUAACUAUGGAGCAGAUGUUGAUAGUAGAGACAUGCUGAAAAUGACUCCAUUACAUUGGGCAGUAGAACAUGAGCAUGUAGAUGUAAUGCACAUUUUAUUAGAUCAUGGAGCUGAUACGAAUGCGACUAGUAAAUUCCAUAAAACUCCAAUCAGUCUUGCAUUAGAGCAUGAUAGGUUAGACUUAGUGGAUAUACUGCAACAGCAAAGAGAAAUAAUAGGUAUCCAAGCUCAUCAACAGAGUCAGGCUAAUUCUGCAGAAUUAGAAGUAGCUACUCAUAAUUUAGUACAAUUAGAAGCUGAAAAUAAUAGCAAAAGUUCGAUAAUACACGAAGAGGAACAGUACAAGUUUGAAAUAAAGCAACAACGUAAACGCAAACAUUCUCAAGAGAAAAAGCAAAAAAUGAUCUUUCACCAAAUUUCCAUAUCACCAAACAACACAGAUGGUGAACAAGAUAAAGAAACUGAGGAUGUUGAAAUGAUUGAUACAAAUACUGUUAUGAAUAGUAAAAAACAUAAAGAUAUUAUGUCGAUAGGAAGUAUUGGUAAACAUUUUAGGUUAUUAGAAGCACAUGGAAUCACAAUGAUACCUAUGGAUGAUGAAUCAUCUAUUGUAGAGAAUGCAAUGGAAAGUGGGAGAACAGUAGUUUUGACAGAAGCUGGAAAACUUGCUUUAAAUUUGACGAAAGGUUCGCAGAUUAAGCGCCUUCAAGUUGCUUCGAGAAAAGGGACAGCGAGAAAAGUUAUAGCAAUUAGAACAGAUCAAAUCCAAUCCAAAAUCUUAAGUUCAAAUUCUAAUACAUCUGCUCGGGGUCCAAACAUUUUGAAAAGAUCUGCUGUAGAUAACAAAACAGCCAAGUUAUUUGUUACAACAAUUCCUAAUACUACAACAGUACCUACUGUUACUGAAAUCAAGAACUCGCUUUCAUUGAAGGAGAAAAUUGCGAGUUUUCCAACUAAGAUCACGGAACCAACAGUUUUACAAUUGAAUGAUGAUAUAGAAGAAGUAAUUGAAGAAGAUCCGGAAAUAGAACCAAUAACAGAUAUAGCAAUAUUAAGCAAACAAUUAGCAGAAGCGCGAAGACAAGCCGCUGAAUAUCGUAAACAAUUGCAAGAGAAAGAGAAAGAAGCAGAAAUAUAUAAGCAACAACUGAAGAACAUCACAGCGCAAAUAGCAUCUAAGUGAUUUUGUACAGGUAUAGAUUUCAUAUUCAGUUUCAUGAUUCGCAAAUCAGAUUUGUUUCUUUAUACCACAAAAUUUUGGAGCUUUGUUAUUUAUAGUAAAUUUUAUCAUGUUGUGGAGUCCAGAAGUAAUUAUAAAAACAAAUUCUUUUUUUUUAUGUAUUUUGCUUCCAUAAAUACAAAAUAACAGUCUGCCAUUUUCAUUACUAACACAGUCUUAUAAUGAAUAGUUUUAGGAAACCGAAAAUUUGUCACAUAAAAUGUUAAUGUCCAUUUUAUAUUUUAUUAAGCAUGAAUUAUUUCUAUUAGGUGAAUACUGUACAAAAUAUAAAAAUUAAAUAAUUUUUGGUAGAGUUCUGUCUCUUCCUAAAUUUUUUGGUCAGAUACAGUUAAUAAUUUGAUAUAUAAAUACAUAACAAUAUAUAACUAUAUAAAUUAUUUUGCUUUCCACAUAAUGUUAGCCAGUUUAAUAUCAAUAUAAUCAGUUCUGCAGAUAGAUUAUAUAUGUAUUAGAUUAAAUUGCAUAAAAAUUCUAAAUUAGGAAACAAAUGGAUAAAUAUUAAAUGAUGAUCCUGUUACCGACUCAAAAUAAAAUUUAUAAAAUAAUUUUUUGAUCAAAUUUAAUCUUAUCAGAUUGAGUUACUUGGAUCAUUUAUUUAUUCAAAAAAAGAAAUAUUUCUUAUAUUUUUCUGUGUUUAUAACUCAACCUAAUACAUAUAUCCUAAGCUUAUCUUUAUAAAAUAUAGAUCUUCUUUCCUUUUUGUAAUAAAUGUAUAUAUACAUUAAUUUUUAUAUGAAAAGAAUGAGAGACAAUUAAACAAUUGUUAUUUUUUCUUAAUGAUUCAUAACUCAUUACUGGAAUCAUAUAAUGUUGAAACAUAAGCUCUUUUUAAAUGAGCAUGUUGAUUGUGUUAGUCGCUGUCUAACAUUCAUCUUAUAUAUAGUCAUUUUUGUGUGCAGCAUCAGUUACUAAGUAAUAAUAAAGAAUGUGCGCGCAAUUCAGCACAAAGAUUAGUGCUGUUAAUAGUCUAUAAACCAUUAUCUAUUUUAUACAUAUUGUACUUUUAUAAAUACACAAAUUAUGCUUCUAUGAAUAUUGUUACAAAUUGAUUAUCACAAACAUUGAGAUGACUAAAAUAUAAAAUGUUUUUGAAGUUAUUAUAUAUGAAGUCUAUGUAAAUUUUUUUCUGGAGCUAUAAUUAACAUUACUACAGUUGUAUAUAUUGUUGAGACAUCCACAUCAUGAAAUUGCUUGUGCUUUUAAAUAGAACGCAUAAUGUGGAAAGCAAAUCAAUUCGGCAAAUAUUUUCGAGCUUAUAACUUAAAAACAUGCUUAAAAUCAUUUUACAUAGUCGAUUACACAGUACAUCGCUUCACAUAUAUUUUUUAAUAUGAAAUGCUUGCAUUCCAAAUAUUUUCUCAACAGCUGAUUGGUUAAAGUUUUCAAUGCUAAAUCAACAGUUAUUGUGAAAAAAAAAAUAUGAAUAAGAAAAAAAUUUUUGGUAUUGACACUAUUAGUGCCAAUAUUAGAUUUUUAGGUGCUAGAGUAUUCGACCAAUGUGAUUUAAUUUAAAGAUAUCUCGAACGAAAUGUGAAACGAUGGGAUAGUGUACAGCAGAGGAUGUGCAGGAAAGUAGUUAACCUCAGGUACAAAAAAAUGCGUUGUUGUAUAAAACACUAUGGCAGAAAGUUGUGGGAUGCAACGGUCUAUAUCUAGGAUAUAAUUCUUUUUUUUUUUUUUAAGUAAGAUUUUUCUAUAGCAUACACAGUGUACAUUGUAUAUACAAUAUAAAUAUAACUUUAUAUAUAAAACUAUUAAAAGUUGUUAAUUAUGAGCUGCAAAAAUUUCAUUCAAGAAUAAAGACUGUUUUCUAUAUAA
Messenger RNA from Formica exsecta, 3690 nucleotides. RefSeq names its product ankyrin repeat domain-containing protein 50 (gene Atac3). Gene Ontology annotation, molecular function: protein binding; transcription cis-regulatory region binding. The transcript is spliced from 8 exons. The record is from RefSeq and is a predicted model, not a curated record. Lineage: Eukaryota; Metazoa; Arthropoda; Insecta; Hymenoptera; Formicidae. Bases 241 to 1815 code for a protein of 524 amino acids. Gene Ontology annotation, cellular component: nucleus. Gene Ontology annotation, biological process: positive regulation of transcription by RNA polymerase II.